GUUAACCAGCAUCUAGUCCUUUACUUUGCAGACAUUCUGUCAGAAUCCCCCUGCCACUUCAGCUCUCACUAGCUUCAUCUAAGGGGGCCACUGUGUCUUUUGCAUCUGUAGGAGAAGAAUGGAUCUGAGAGGUUACUUCAACAGGAUUGGUUUUACUGGCCUAUAUGACAAAGCCAACCUGGACACUUUACGCACCAUUCACAAGCUACACGUUAUGAAUAUUCCCUUUGAGAACCUCAGCAUUCACUGUGGAGAGAAGAACACUUUGGACCUGCAAACCAUAUAUGAUAAAAUAGUCAAGAGAAAUCGGGGAGGCUGGUGCUGUGAAAACAACCUCUUGUUCUCAUGGGUCUUGAGGGAGAUGGGUUACAAAUACACCACACUGGGCUCAAAGGUGUUCAGCCAGUUCAUAAAUGAUUUCUACCCAGUUGAAUCUCAUCUAAUUAAUCUGGUGGAGAUAGAUGGGAAACCUUACAUUGCAGAUGUGAGCUAUGGAGUGUCAUGCCAGAUGUGGUAUCCCUUAGAGAUGAUCUCAGGUAAGGAGCAGCCACAGCUUCCAGGUGUGUUCCGCCUGCUAAAUGACAGAAAGCGAUGGGUUCUGGAGAAGAUUGCCAGGAAGCAAUUGGUCCAAGAUGAGGCCUUUGCUAAUUCCAGCCUCCUUGACAAGCGGCUGACGAAAACAAUGUAUUGCUUCACAUUAAAACCACGUGGCAUAGAUCAUUUCACAGAGAUAUCGGGGUGUCUGCAGACUAGUCCAGACUCUCGGUUUGUGCUCAAAUCCAUUGUCUCCCUUCAGACACCUACAGGCUUCAGAGCUCUGAUUGGCUGGACUUUCAGUGAGGUCACAUUCAAACCACAGGAGGACUUAGAAUUGGUGGACAUGAAGGAAAUUCCAGACUGUGACAUAGAAGCUUUGCUCAGGGAAAAGUUUAACCUGGUGUUAGUUAAUAAAUUCACACCUAAAAACAACAAGGCUAAUUAUUGCAUGUAGUACUCAAAAAUACUCAUCUGUACUAUGACCCACUGUUUAGAUUUCAUAUUAAAUAAAAGUGAUCUACCUAUGGCAAGAUUUGUGAGCAAACAUCUGCAUUAAUAAAGACCAUUCAUGCUACUGCAAAAGUUGGAGUUUAUGAGCCAGAAGAAGUACAGAACUCCAUACCGAUAAGCUAGCACCAGAUCAUACAGCCUUUCCUUCAAUGUCUUCAUCAUUUCCUCACUUUCAAAUAUGUUUGUGGCAAGGUGAGGUGGUCCUCCUGGGGUUACAAGGGGGUGUGAACUUAUGCUUUCAUAUUUCUACUGGUUUGAAAUUAUGUUUUGUCAUCAUGGUGACACUGUACUUAUACAACAUAUCAGCAAAUGUGUUAAUGAAUAAUAUCUAUUUCAAAAUGAUUCCAAGUAUUAUUUUAAGGUCCUUGAUGUCCGAGUUACCUAAACAAGAGCAUUGUUUUAUUGGUUGCCAGUAUAACCACAUAAUUUCAUAGCUAUAAGAUGUGAAAGUGAACAGAUUUAAACAAAGGUGUGAAUCACUGUCUAAUGCGUUCUGAUAAUGUUUGUUCAAGUAGCCUGUUUUAUUGAGUAAAGAUGGCCUAUUUUAAACAAUAUAUAUGUUAGGUAGGCCUAUAUCAGAAAAAGUGUAUACCUUCACUACAAACAUAUUUUUAUGAUGUACUCAUUACAAUUCCAUAACACGUUUCAUCUAACUUUACUGUGUAAAAAAAAAAAAAAAAAAAAAGGUUAUUUAAUUUAUAUUAUACUUGAUAAUUGUAUAAUAAAUUGUAUUAAUGAAUUGUAAAUGAUUAUUUGUACAAUUUAAAUUUUAAGGACUGAAAUUUUUAAAAGUUUGUGAAUAUGGAGCAGAGGUAGCAAAAACACCACAUUUUAUUGUGAUGUAAUUUAGUUAUGAAAUUGAAAUGCCUAAAUCUUAAGAAAAUAGGCCUAAAUUUAACAAUUUGUUUAAAUUAUAUUAAUCACAUUUAUAUUAAAUAUUUAUAUUAUUUAGCCUAUAAACUUGCGCUUAUCAUGUGGUUAUAUGAGGAAAAUAACUAACAUUGCACAAUACCUAUGCAAAAUUUAAUAUUAAAAGGUCUAUACCUUAUUCAAUUGUAACAAUGCUGGCAAUGACAGGCAGAUGAUGAUGAUGAUGAUGAUGAAGUGUAGAACCCAAGUGCAGUUUAUUACCACAAGCAUGAAAACCAAAAACGUGACUACAAAACAUAAACUAGACUUGACUUCCAAACAACGUUAAAGCAAAAUACCUGAAAAAGGACCAUAGCAAAUAUGAGGGUAUAAAUACAUGGACAAGGGAAACAAGACAACCAAUGAACAGACAGAACUAUAAACAAGAUAACAAGACUAAUAAAUUUGAACCAAUGACCAAUAAAACAAGACACAUGAACAUGGAGGGAAACAGGAUGAUCACAUGACUUGACAUGGAAACAGGGAAUCACAUGACAGGGCAACAGGAAAUAACAUGUCAAGGAACAACUUUUCAAAAUAUACACAAAACAUGAACAAAAACACAUCUAGACGUCACAUAAUUACCAAAUCAUGGACUGCUUGUUUACAUUGUGAACUGACUUAUGAACUGCUCCUUGACUUGCAAAGCGAACUAUGAACUGUUGAGUGAAUCUCAGUGAACCGAGUGCGAUGUUGAAGUUGAAAUGCAAGAGAACCAAUCUGUGUUUGGAGUUUGAUUUGAAUAUUGAAUAAUUAAGAAUUUUAAGGAAUGUGAGUUUUCUUUGUUUUCAUUUAAAGGAAGCAAAUCAUGAACUUGAGUAUUUAUGGGAAUCAAACUCACAUUGUUUGAAGUGACUUAAUGACUUUUUUUCUUCUCCAUCUGAAUAAAGUGUUAUUUAUUUUUCUUCAUUUUCUUAACAAGAAUUACAGUGUAAUUUAAGAAUUUGUCUUGCAGUUUUAUCAAUAUUUCACCUUUAGCCUUUGCAGGGUUCACUUUACACUGAAUUAGUGACUCCUAUGCAGGGUUGACUGACUUUACGACUAAAUUUUUUAGCAGAUUAAAUCAUUUGUUUCGUACCCCAGUCAUCUGUGUCAAUACGCUACAUAUAUAAUGACACCCCAGAUGGGA
Molecule: messenger RNA, 3085 nt
Organism: Xyrauchen texanus (razorback sucker)
Lineage: Eukaryota; Metazoa; Chordata; Actinopteri; Cypriniformes; Catostomidae
Product: Arylamine N-acetyltransferase, pineal gland isozyme NAT-10
Exons: 3
Coding region: 119-991 (290 amino acids)
Molecular function (GO): acetyltransferase activity
Source: RefSeq, a predicted model, not a curated record